AUCACAUCCUCACCAAGCAAAAACUUUCCACAUCUUUAGCUAAUUCUUUGUGUAGCAUAUCAAUAUUAUUCAGAAUGGUUCUCCAAACUCAACUAGGGUUGAACCAGCAACAAGCUUACUCCCACGAGCAAAACUACUAUUCUGACAGUAACCAUGGCCAAAUGAUGAGGCCUUCGGGUUAUUGUUCCACCAUGCCAUUUUCUCAGUCGACUCACAAUAGUCACAUGAUGGGCCAUGGUGGACAUUAUGGAAGCCAUGGACAUGGACAUGGCCACUAUGGUAGUCAUGGCCAUCAUGGGCAUAUGCCACAUGAUUCAACCAACUUCUCAAGCAGCACCACCAUGGUCCACAAUGAUGGUGGCUAUGGUAGUGGGAUGCAACAAUCUUCCCAUGCCCAUAUGUCGUCCAUGGGCGCCACGGGACAUCAUGGUCAUGGUUACGGUGGCAGCCACCCGAGUGGCUACGGUCAGAGCCAGAAUUUCAACUGGGCUCACAAGAAUAUGGAUGAUUAAUCAAAAUAAUUUUGAUGUAUUAUGUUCUGAAAGUAUGUGUGAUUUUGGUAGUGGCUUUGGCUAUAGCAAGUCUCCUACCUAAAUAAGUAAUGUAUUUACAAUCUGCUUUUAUGGCUUAUAUUGUUAAGCUUAAGACAAAUACUAAAAGGCUUUUAUUACUA
Molecule: messenger RNA, 673 nt
Organism: Lycium ferocissimum
Lineage: Eukaryota; Viridiplantae; Streptophyta; Magnoliopsida; Solanales; Solanaceae
Exons: 1
Coding region: 75-512 (145 amino acids)
Source: RefSeq, a predicted model, not a curated record